CUCCCCCAUCCUCCCCUCCCCUAAUGGAACCUCUAGGCAACGUUUUGGUCCAAAAUGGCGGCCAGCUUUGCGUUAUUUUGUAGACAAUGUUUUUAUCAAUCGCCUCGUCUUUAUACACGGAGAAUCACAACAAACCGAUACUAUUAUAACAGGAGUCUUCGUUCGGGUAGUGUAAGAUUGCUCAGUUCUGUUUGUACGAAAGAAUGCUGUUGUUCGCGACCGCGAACAUGUUGGAAGUGCCACAGUAAUCUGUUCGGACAUGCUGACUUCUUUUGCCCAUCGUGCGAUGUCAUUCAGCCUCCCGAAGGAGACGCCAACUAUUUUGAGAUUAUGGACAGACCAGAAGGUUUCAGAAUUGAUACAGAAGUAUUAACCAAGGAUUACAGAGAUCUACAAAUGAAGCUUCAUCCAGACAGAUUUAGUUUGCAAGCAGAGGAGGAGCAAAACUUUUCUGCCCUUCAAUCAUCAGUUGUUAAUCAAGCUUAUAGAACUCUACUGAAACCUUUAAGUCGUGGUCUCUAUUUGUUAAAAAUCCAUGGGGAAAGCAUAGAAGAAGGUGAUAUAUCUUCGUGUAAUGCUAAAUUUCUGAUGGAGAUUAUGGAAAUUAAUGAGAAAAUAGAGGAUGCAUCAAAUGGCAAGAACAUCCAAGUUAUAGAAGAUGAAAAUAAUGCUAAGAUACAAAGGUGUACUCAUGAUGUGGCUGAAGCAUUUGAAGAAGGCAACAUAAUGGCUGCUAAGGAGCAUCUCUGUAAAUUGAAAUAUUAUACAAAUAUAAGUAACCAGAUAAAGGACAGAAAAGCAUCACUAUCACUUUCUGGAGAUCACUAAAUCAAACUUACCAAUCCCAAUGUGUUCCUUUAUAUGGAAAAUUAAAUCCUGUAAUGUAAAUAAUUCAUACAUCCCAUAAACCCUUAGGUAGACAUUUUUAAAGUUUUUACUAAGAUAUAAGUUAUUCAGAAAUGGUUAUUGUUACAGCACUUUUGAUAGACCAUCAGAUACAAUGUAGAAGCUGCUAGAAUAAAAUAGGCAAAUGCUGCAUUAACUAAACAAUUUUGCAUAGGAGAAUCCUAUAUUUCUUUAAUUUGAAGAUGUUCUUCAUGCAUACUCUUGGUUCCAGUCUCCACAUCGCCUUAGGUCCCAGAGGAUGGUAGCACAUAAGUAACUAACAUAUGAAGAAAACGUUGUCGUUUUAGGGGUCUGGUACCGAGCAAUUUUAGUUGCUUUUCAGAGGCUUUCUCCAUCGACUAAAGAUGGUCACAGUUACUGUUUUUCUCUUUUGAAUACAAUUCAUAAAGUUUGGGAAGAACCUGCGGUACGACAGCCUUAAAAAUGACAAGAAUCAUGCAGGUUUUCCAAAUAAGGAAUAUAUUAAUUUCCGUAUAUGGAAUUGACCGCGUCUGGGGAAAACGACAAGUUUUGGCUUAAUUUUCUUGAUAUGAUCUAUCAUUUGCAUUGCUCCAUGGGGAUGACAAAUUUAGAAAUGAAACAUGGAUAACAAGAUAGAUGUGUCAUGACUUUAUUUUAUAACUUGAAAGUUAAUAAAGAAUGGUUCAAUAAA
Molecule: messenger RNA, 1558 nt
Organism: Nematostella vectensis (starlet sea anemone)
Lineage: Eukaryota; Metazoa; Cnidaria; Anthozoa; Actiniaria; Edwardsiidae
Product: iron-sulfur cluster co-chaperone protein HscB
Exons: 6
Coding region: 55-828 (257 amino acids)
Biological process (GO): [2Fe-2S] cluster assembly; protein complex oligomerization
Cellular component (GO): mitochondrion
Molecular function (GO): protein-folding chaperone binding; ATPase activator activity
Source: RefSeq, a predicted model, not a curated record